Alternaria postmessia is the source of this 708-nucleotide messenger RNA. RefSeq lists its product as uncharacterized. The coding region runs from base 1 to 708 and encodes 235 amino acids. The record is from RefSeq and is a predicted model, not a curated record. Lineage: Eukaryota; Fungi; Ascomycota; Dothideomycetes; Pleosporales; Pleosporaceae. The transcript is spliced from 4 exons.
AUGGAUGACCUCGAAGAUGAAUUGGAUCUUCGAUUUCACAAGGGCCUAAAUCCCGAUGUCUACUAUCGCUGUCCUACAUCUGAAUCACUUGAGGGAGCUCUGCGCAAUGAACUGGAUAAGAAUGCAGCCAGCUUCAUCCCCACAGACGUUGUCACAGAGUUCAUCUUUGCAACAGCCUCUACCAUCACCAUCCCCGUGACGCAGCAACUCAAUCUUUAUGCGCUUAUACAACCAGCCGAUCACCCUCAAAGCAUCGCCGCUGAAUAUGCGCUAUGUCGAGAUAUUGACGGCAAAGACAGGCUCAAGGUACAACGAGCAAUUGCAAGAUCUAUUAUCAAAGCUAUUCAGGACACUGAUGGCUUCAAGUACUCCGAGCGCUCUGCGCAGAACAAAGAAGGCGGUGACGGUGCCAGGUUCAAAUAUGUUUGCCAAGACAGCUUCCAGAAUAGGGACCGUAAAAGCAACACGAGGAAAGGGAAGUCCCCUGAUAGCGACGAUGGGAAGCCUGAGGUUAAGAAGCAGGGACCUGUUGCGUUGCCGACCUACGACUGUGGAGGCGCAAUACACAUCAAGUUUUCCCUCAAAAGAAACGCUGUCAAUGUGGUGUACAAGCAUAAUCCUAUACACACUACGCGCGAGGCUGACAACGGUCUACCUGCUCUGAUGGUCACUGAUAACGGCGUCGCCGCCACAGCCGACGCUACGUAA